CAUUGUGCUGUUUACUUCUAACAAUGUAUUGUGUAACAUCUUUCAAUAUCGAUUUUUAGAUUAUUAAAUGAUCUCAUUCGAGAUAAUUAUCGUUGAACAAACUUUAGAUUUCUUCAGUCGCAUUUUCUCCCUGAAUCUGUUUUCAGUAAGAUCAACUAUGGCAAUACGGGAUGCUUUAAGGUUAAUGAUCAUAUUACUACUCCUUGAUGCUGUGCUAGCUAUGACGCCGCCUUCGUUGUCGCCACCACCUUCGACGUCGCCACCACCUUCACCGUUUUCUCCAAUAGUCAUUCCAUCAGCCACAUAUGGACAAAGUUAUCAACGAAUCAUAAAUACUACUGUUGAAUAUGUAUUUUUAUAUGCUCGUAAUGCAUCAUUGGAAACUGCAAGGAUAAAGGUAGAAAGUAAUGCUACCCAUAGUUUUCCUUUAAUAAUAGCAGUGCGUCAAACAACUGGAAUUCUAUCUUGGCAAAUACCAUUGCUAGUUGAUAGCACAGAUUUAAACUCUGUGACAUACAAUAAAACUAGUAGAAUUCUCUGUUCAACAAAAUAUUAUCGAUAUGCAGUAAGAGAUGAGAAGGAAUUUAUCAUUGUCAGUAUUUCUACAGCUAGUCGAGCAAAUGUCUUUUUCAAUCUUAGUGUGACGGAAAUAGUGACAGAAGAUUUUUACUUAAGUCCAGGAAUUGAAAAAGUGGUAGAAAUCUCUCCAUCUGAGCCUCUGUAUUAUGGUUACAUCUUUCCAAAAGAAAUGGAAAAUACAUCUGUUAUUGUUCGUGUAGAAUCAGACAAUGACAUUUGCAUGACUGUGUCUAUUCAGAAUACAUCAUGUCCUGUAUUUGACUUGGAACGAAAUGUUGAAUUUUCUGGUUAUUGGCAGACUAUAAGUAGGAGAGGUGGUAUUACAAUACCGAGAGAAACUUAUCCGCGAGGUUUUUUUGUCAUACUAGUCGUUAAAGGUGAUGAUGUCGACUGCAAUGACACGUCUAUUAGCAGUCCCCUCCGUACCAAGAAUGUUACAUUAAUUAUAAAUCCUACUAUUACUAAACGUGAUUAUAUCAUUGCGACAGGAUCCGUAAUGACUAUCAUCGUGCUAUUUUGUGUUUUAUAUAUAACAACUGUAGUAAUAUUUAACAUCAAAAAGAACAGAAAGCUUGAAAGGCUAGAGACGAUAAAUGAUCAAAGUGAAGGAACCAAUGAGCAAGCAGCGAGUCCUUCAACAGAGAAACAAUGGGACUCCGUAGAAGACGAUUCAUCGCUGGACGAGGAUGAUAUUGAUAUAAUGGAAGAUGCACUCUCUGACAAGGAUGUAAUACGCACGAAACUGGUCCUCUCGGUUUGCGAUCUCGCUCGUAAAGAGCCGAAGAUACUGCGACACAAAUCCCGUCUGUACUUUUACUACCUGGUAACUGUUGCGGUAUUUUAUACUCUGCCGGUCGUUCAAUUAGCAGUAACAUAUCAGCGCGUGCUUCACACGACCGGAAAUCAGGACAUGUGCUAUUACAACUUCUUGUGCGCCCAUCCGUUGGGUAUGCUAUCCGACUUCAAUCACAUAUUCUCGAACUUCGCGUAUGUCCUGCUGGGUUUGCUGUUCAUCUUUCUAACUUACUCGCGAGAGCACAACGAGUCGAAUAAAGAGGAAGCCAAAUGUUACGGCAUACCGCAACACUACGGGCUUUUUUACGCAAUGGGUACUGCAUUGAUAAUGGAAGGCAUAUUAUCUGCGAGUUAUCAUGUGUGCCCAAAUCGCAGUAAUUUCCAAUUCGAUACCAGUUUUAUGUACGUGAUCGCUGUGCUAUGUAUGAUCAAAAUCUAUCAAACUCGUCAUCCUGAUAUAAAUGCUAGAGCACCCGUAACAUUCGGAAUUUUGGCUCUUAUAAUAUUCGUAGGACUAAUUGGAGUCUUGAACGGCUCCACCUGCUUUUGGGUGAUAUUUACCAUACUACAUUUACUGAUAUGUUUCGUUUUAACAGUACAAAUAUAUUACAUGGGGCGAUGUAAAUUCAACAAAGGCACUUUUAAUAGAAUUAUACAGACAUUCAAACAUGACGCACGCUGUGGUAUAUGGCAUUUAUUGCGACCACUAUAUCCUAGCAGAUUUAUAAUGCUUGUACUAGCGAAUAUGUGCAACGUCGGUCUGGCUGUGUUGGGAAAUAUGUAUCAAGAAAACAAUUUUGCUAUCUUUCUACUAAUUAUAUUAAUGUCCAAUUUAAUUCUAUACACUCUGUUUUACAUCGUAAUGAAGCUGUGUCACAGAGAACGGAUUCUUCUAACACCUGCGAUCUACAUCAUCUUAUCCAUGCUGUUUUGGGGAGCAGCUUUGUACUUCUUCGUAAAUAAAACGAUAUCCUGGGCCCUCACACCAGCCCAGUCCCGCAUUCAUAACAAACCUUGCAAGUUACUUAAUUUUUUCGAUUCUCACGACAUAUGGCAUUUUCUUUCGGCAUUAGCAAUGUUCUUCUCCUUUAUGGUAUUGCUUACUCUAGAUGAUGAUUUAAUAGAUGUACAUCGUAGUCAAAUACCAGUUUUCUGAAGAUAUUUCCUCGGCUAGGAAUUAUCAACAAAUAUUGUUAUACAUAAUUUUUUAGUAUUUUAUAAGAUUAUUCAAAUAUAUACAAUCUAUGAUAUAGGAUGUUAAUAUUAUCAAAAAUUAUAUAAAUUAGAAAAGAAUUAACGACACUUUUGUGAUAAAAAUAAGUCACAGAUAUUUUUUGUGUAAAAGACUCUUGUAAACUCGUAUGUAUUAUAGACUGAUACGAAGACAAGUAAGCACAUAAAUGCAUACGAGAUUUUAUAAGUUUUCCAUUAAAAUCAAUAGGCCGUCUUGACUUAAA
Messenger RNA from Odontomachus brunneus, 2831 nucleotides. Its product is annotated as SID1 transmembrane family member 1-like. Gene Ontology annotation, cellular component: membrane. Bases 68 to 2530 code for a protein of 820 amino acids. Lineage: Eukaryota; Metazoa; Arthropoda; Insecta; Hymenoptera; Formicidae. The transcript is spliced from 9 exons. The record is from RefSeq and is a predicted model, not a curated record.